AUGGAAACGAAUCACAGACAAUCUGCCACAACUGGGCCCUUGGUAGAUUUCAGAACUCGCAUGAUAAAGGGCCAUCAAUUGGACAUCCAACAGCAUCAAGAACAUCUUAGAGACUACACAAUGCGGCAUAAAGACGACUGCAAUGCUCGACUUUCUGUUACUGACUCCAAGAAACGAAGAGUAGUCAUGGCCGGAAAUCCAGAAGACGAAGAGAUACUAGAGGAAGUUCAGGAAAUUCGAGAAGAAGUUAUGGAAAGGAGACGCCAGGAAUUGGUAGAAAAUUUUGAUACGGAACCGUUUGAUCCAUCUGUGGAUGAGCUUCUUGAUAGUCAGGUUAGGCACUAUGGGGCGCUCCAGCAACUUGGAUUGGUACCAUUUCAGUUUAAGGUAAAAGCUGGCCAGCAAGAGAGUGAGCAGAGGCACAAUAGCGGAGAAUCGGAUUUUGCGCCAACGUAUGGAGAGUUCUGCCCAGAUUCACCUGUUCCACGACUCUCAGACCAAAACAAGAAGUUCAGAUCAUCCCGUGGCGAAAAUAAUACGGGUACCAAUGGAAAUAGUGGGUCUGGUGUCACGAAGAAACGGCCGAUUAUCAAUGAGGAGGAUAUACUGAAAUUGAUCUUCAAGGAUAUUGAAGAUUGUUCCUAA
Sclerotinia borealis F-4128 is the source of this 645-nucleotide messenger RNA. NCBI's taxonomy places the organism in Eukaryota, Fungi, Ascomycota, Leotiomycetes, Helotiales, Sclerotiniaceae. The record is from the annotation of a GenBank genome assembly.